UUUGGAUAAGAUUGUUUUUCUUUUUAUCUUGAAAAAGCAAGAUAGUUAUUUUGGGACCCAAAACACUGCCACUCAUCAUUUCUAUAUAUGAAAACCUGAUCCUCAAUCCUCUUCAAUUCAUUACAACAACAACGUCGUAUUCCAACCUAUCAUGCUCUCAGUAUCAUUCCCCUCAUCUCUCAGCACCGCCGCUAUUUUCCCCCGCAAAACCAUCUCAUCAAAACCCUGCCACGUUACACCGCGAAGAGUUUUCGUUUCUGCCACCGCCACCACUACCGAAGCUAUCUCUACUCAGCUUCCUCACCGCAUGGCUUCCUCCUCGCUUUACGAGAUUCUUGGAAUUGAGGCUGCCGCUUCCGAUCAGGAGAUUAAGGCGGCAUACCGGCGACUCGCGAGAGUUUCUCAUCCUGACGUGGCGGCGGUUGAUCGGAAGAAUUCUUCGGCGGAUGAGUUCAUGAAGAUUCAUGCUGCGUACUCGACUUUGUCGGAUCCUGAGAAGCGUGCGAGUUAUGAUAGAAGUUUGUUCCGGCGUCGGCAACCGCUGACGGCGAGUAGAUUUAGUGGAUACAGUUGUCGGAACUGGGAAACGGACCAGUGCUGGUAGCGAGUUGACCCGGACUGAGUUGAAUUGUAUCUUAAGGCUCGGUUAUUAGUAUUAGAGAGUAUUUUAUUCUUAGUUAUCAGUAAUUACGAGUUAAAGUUAAUGACUAGAUUGUAUAUUUGUAUAUUAAUAAGUAUUUAUAAGUAUUAUAAUAUGUUUGUUUUUGUAUCUAUUUAUACGAGUGGAUUAUAGAAACUUCUUUUCAAA
This is a messenger RNA of Vicia villosa (hairy vetch), 808 nucleotides long. Its product is annotated as chaperone protein dnaJ 11, chloroplastic. Bases 152 to 604 code for a protein of 150 amino acids. The record is from RefSeq and is a predicted model, not a curated record. Lineage: Eukaryota; Viridiplantae; Streptophyta; Magnoliopsida; Fabales; Fabaceae. The transcript has a single exon.